AUGGGCUCCGGGCCUCCGACUACCGAAAAGGAUACGACGUCGAGGUCGCGACGGGGACGGGCUGAUUCCGACGCAAACAACACCAGGACCGUCUCGGUGCAUGCAAACCAAGAUGACUCAGAUGCUGGCCUUGAGCGGAAUGAGCCCGACGGCGAAGAUGGGAAUGGCGACUUGCCCAUGUCCAAGGCACGAUGUAUUGCGCUCGUGGCUACCGUCACUGGAGCCGCCUUUCUCAACGUUCUCAACAUCCAAAGCGUCGUCAUCAUCCUCCCUACCAUUGGACGACAUCUCGACAUCCCCGAAGGUCGCCUGCAGUGGAUCGUUUCUUCUUAUUCGCUUGCCUUUGGGUGCUUCCUCUUGCUUUGGGGCCGCAUUGCCGACAUCUACGGCAAGCGGCUCAUCUUCAUCCUGGGUUCCCUACUUGGCCAUCCACUGACCUUGUCUUGUCGUCAAGGAGCUGGCGCCCCCCUCGGCAGUGUAUGCGGCAACCUCCUCUCCGGCCUCAUCGCCGAAUACGCCAACUGGAAAUGGGUCUUUGGCGCGCUCGCCAUCCUCUCCGCCGUCAUAACUGCAGCUGGCGUGUUUCUCAUCCCGCCUCGCCCUCCAGCUCCCCCUCCCUCGGACACCAAAUCAGACGGCAGCGUUUGCGAGAACCAGCCCCCGGCGGUGGACUGGCUCGGCGCUGCGCUCAUCACGACCGCCCUUCUGGCCCUCAACCUCUCUCUCACAGAAGGUAAUGUCGUUGGUUGGGCCACGGCCUGGGUGCCUGUGAUCCUCAUCACAUUCGUCCUCCUUGUCGCGCUCUUCGCGCUCUGGCAAAUCUACCUCGAGCGCCGGCAUGCCCGCGGCCUUUCCCGCGCACCGCUCAUCAAGAUCUCCGUCUUCCGCAAUAGGCGGGACUUCCAGGGACUGUCGCCGCUGAACACCAUGCUGCGGUAUAUCCCCACCGGUGUGACAGGCGUCCUGGUGGCUCUCAUUGUGGCCAAGCUGCUCAGUCGCAUCCCAACACUCUUUAUUCUCGUAUGUGGAACGCUGGCCACGUCGGUGGCGUGUCUGCUGUACGCUGUCCCGAUCCCACCGACCACGACAUAUUGGGCGUACGGGUUUCCCGCCAUGGUACUUGCCGUCGUGGGCGCGGAUACCUCCUGGCCCUGUCUGACGCUAUUCACGUCCCAGGCUCUUCCACGGGAGGAUCAGGCCAUUGGUGGGGCGUUGAUCAAUGCCGUGGGACAGUUUGGCCGCUCCGUAGGCCUGGCUGUUGGCACGGCUAUUCAAACGGCUGCCAUGGCGAAGGCGCGUGGCGUUAUUGUCAAGGAGGCAGGUCCUAUUCGGCAGUGGGAUGGGGAUUCGCUUACGGGCUUGAGGGCCACCAGCUGGGUGAAUUUUGCGUUUGGAAUGGCCUCUUUGUUAGUGGUUGUGACGGCGUUCAGGAGCAUGGAUAUUAUAGGCAAGCCGAGGUCUGCUGCCACCUUGGUCAGGGAUGAAUCUGGCCGUGGGGUCGUCUCGACGGAAAAUAGUAGUAAUGACCUCGAGAGGACUGUGGCGGAGAAGAACUAG
Metarhizium acridum CQMa 102 is the source of this 1557-nucleotide messenger RNA. The record is from RefSeq and is a predicted model, not a curated record. Lineage: Eukaryota; Fungi; Ascomycota; Sordariomycetes; Hypocreales; Clavicipitaceae.